AGCAGAGAACAUCACAUCUCAGUUGAAUUACGGCUUGCAUGUCUGCCCUGGGCCUCGCAGAGGCCCAGGAGAUUAGCAUCAGCUCCGACGACGAGCAUGAGGAACAGCUUUCAGAAGAAAUUACAGGUGCAAUGCCGACGGCGUCUGCACAGGGAAAUCUGAAGGGCACAAAGCGCAGUCAUGCAGAAGUUUCUGAUGGUGAGAGCUGCGAGUUGGAAUUUGAGGGCUUUGACAGCGACGAGGAAUUCAUCCCUCGUGGUGCCAAGUUGGCCCGGCCGGCAUUGCUUCUCGAGCCCUUGACGUGUGCAGCAGAAUGUGAGGGCGCAAAGCAACGACCUUUGCCAAGCCAACUGCAAGCCUUGCUCCCCGGACUGCUGCUAUCUGCGCCAAGGGAACUCGACGCGGCGAACGUGCUCACCCCGGAGCAAACCCAGGCCGUGCAGUAUGUGGCCCGAAACGCGCGGCCAAAGAGCCAAGCUGCCGUGGAAGGGCUGCAGAGGCGCCUUGCAAAGUGGGGCUACGGCCACGAUACUCUUGCCAAAGUGCUUCGAUAUAUACGAGACGAGGCGCCUAUUGUGAUUCACACCGACCUCAGCAAGCGCGUGAAAGCCUUCAGCCAGGACACUCACUACCGAAAUCAGUUUGAGACAAGAACGACAAGCGGAUCUAGUGACAUGAGCAAGCGGAAGGCAUGGGAGGAUCGUUUGUUCCCUCAAAUCUAUGACAAUGUACAAAAUUUCGAUCGGGUGAAGUAUGGCGUCCUCAAUGCAGUGAACGACCCGCGAGGUAUUUUAUCGGUGGCAAAGCAGUACGGACAGGAUUACCUGGUUCUGCGCGGCGUACGGUUGCGCACCACCUUCUCAGAUCGAGAUUCCUGCACAGCAGGUCAACAAGCAUCUUGCGAAUGGUACGCACAUGUAUUGGAGAAGUAUACUGAUGCAGAGCUGCAAGCUGUGACUGAGGUGGCUCUGGGCGAUCGUCUAUUUGUGGAUUCUUCAGUGCUUGACACAGCUGCCGGUGGAUACAAGGAAGUGCAGAUUCACGGCGAGCUGGAAUUCAAGAAGCAUUUGGAGGCGGUGGUGGUUCAUCAUUCCAGGCAGAAAACCAAGCUCUUCUCAGCGAUUACCGAGUGGUGCGAGACAAUUGGCGUUCCACUCGUGUGUAUGCCGGAGUAUUGCGAUGGCACUCACGUGUCGCAUCCAACCAAUGAAUCGCAGCUUGUAGCUGAGACUCCUCUUUGGAGAUGGCGGCCUGCGGAGACCACAGGACCAUGGCUGCGCUUCGAUGCCAUCGGGUCAUCUUUUCUUGAGGCAGUCAGGGGGCGAGAUUGCACAGCCUUCCCACGCCUGCCCGUCGGAAAAAUAUGCAGACUUGAUUUAUCUGCCAUGGCCAUGGCGAUUCUGGUUGACAAUGUCAUAGUGGAACUUAGCUUGGAGAGAAGGACAGCAGGUGCUGGCGCGCGGGAGCAAGAAGCUGUCGCACAACAUGCCGGCGUCUACAACUUUGCCUGGGAGUGGUGCGCUUCCGCGAGCGGGCACGGGGCUUGGAGCAAGUAUGACGAUACAGUCAGCACUCUGUUGGAGAAGGCCUGGGAGGGCAGCUCUUCCUUGACCAAUUUCUGCAUCAGUCGUGCCGCUUAUCAAGUUGACUUGGAGACCAUGGUGCAGGUGAACUGCGGUACAAAGUUUCGCAGACUUGUGCGCCGGCGACCCUUUGGAAGCUGAGCGUCC
Effrenium voratum is the source of this 1730-nucleotide messenger RNA. The record is from the annotation of a GenBank genome assembly. Lineage: Eukaryota; Dinophyceae; Suessiales; Symbiodiniaceae.